Molecule: messenger RNA, 1156 nt
Organism: Aspergillus caelatus
Lineage: Eukaryota; Fungi; Ascomycota; Eurotiomycetes; Eurotiales; Aspergillaceae
Exons: 3
Coding region: 77-1156 (359 amino acids)
Source: RefSeq, a predicted model, not a curated record
GUGUUACAUAUAUAAAUGAUUUCAUCGCUCUGUUUGUACCUGGCCAUCGAAUUGAAGCCUCAACCUAUUUUCUACUAUGUCUGUGAGAAACGCCUUUUUCUGGUCACUUCUGGCCGCCAGUACGGCCGCCAAAGCAUGCUACAAUAGCAGCAUUGAGAUCUCUGUCUCAUCUCGUAACGGUGUCUUUGACAACCUCGCCACGCCCCAGACGAACUUGGAAACCACCGCCUUUAUCACAGCGGCUACGCGUCCAGGGCACAAUGGAACACAGGAGUCGUUGACAAACUAUAGCACUGUGUCGGGGACAUACAAGAUCUCCACCCAAUACUGCAAGCCCGAUGCAGUUACUCCUGGUGCUGGACCAGUCCUGCAGAUUCUGACACAUGGAUUUGCAUUUGAUAAAGCAUACUGGGACCUCCCAUACAAUAACUUCAACUACUCCUAUGUGGAUAAUGCCCUCUCCCAUGGUUACCACACCCUCUCCUACGAUCGUCUCGUUGCCGCCCUAGCACAAAUUACCCAGAUGGCACGAAACGGUAGUUUCCCCAGAGUUGAGAAACCCCGGAAGGUUGUCCACGUUGGUCAUUCCUUCGGCUCCAUCCAAACGUAUGGCUUGACAGCCAUAUACCCGACCAUCUCUGACGGCAUUAUCCUGACGGGCUUCUCUCCGAACGCCUCCUUUCAGACUUUAUUCCUAGCCGGAGCCAACUUCCAGCAGACACACAUCCAGCAGCCUGAUUCGGGCUAUUCCCCAGGAUACCUCUCCAGCAGUGACAUCAGCGCCAACCAGUACCUCUUCUUCUCGGCACCUUACUUCGACCCUGGCAUUUUACCCUUUGCGGAGGCGACGAAACAACCUGUCACGAUCGGUGAACUCCUUACUGCCGGCGGCGCGCUGUUCAGCAGUCAAUUCACAGGUCCGGUGCUGAUCAUCACCGGCUCCGGCGACCUGCCUUUCUGUGGAGGGGAUUGUCUCGCCACUGGUGGGACAGCUGCCUCCAUCCCGGAGGAGGCAGCUAAGGGCUUCCCCGCUUCGAAGGUGUUCCAGGCGUACAUCCAGCCUAACACCGGGCAUGGACUCAACCUGCACUACAAUGCUACCGGGGCUUAUGAGUACAUCGCCGAUUUCUUACGACAGAAUGGUCUGGGAGCGUAA